UCUUUUGUAUUGGAUGAAAUCAGAAAAGAUUAUAUGAAGACGGGCAAAUGCAACUUUCAAAUAGCGAAAGAAAGUUUCCUCAGCGCCAUGGCCUCGUUUGCCCUUCCGAAAAACAGUCCCUACACUCAGAGCAUAAGCCAAGGACUAUUGGAACUGAUGCAGAUUGGCCUCAUCGACCACUGGGACACGUGGUUCCGCCCCAUGCCUCCUCAAUGUGAUGGUAAACCCAAAAGUGGAAACAAGACAAAGACUUCUCCUCUUUCUCUGAAAAAUUUGACCGGUGCAUUUUUAGUUUUACUUGCUGGACUGAGCCUUUCGAUUUUAGUUUUCCUCAUCGAAAAAAUCAAUUCUGUCUCUAAAUGUCGUCGCAGUCGCAUUGGGAAUUAAGGUUGCAACGAGACUAAAAAAAUUACAAAUUCGUAUAGGUGUCGUAAAAUUACGGAAGAAAAAGAUCCGCCCCAUUUAUCCUUGGAAUAGUAUAGGUUGUAGGUAGAAUUAAAACUCGCACACAUCUGAUGUAUGGGGACGAAACAUUUUGAAAUGCUCAGAAUCAGCUAAAAGGCUAAAUGGAUAUUUUCUUGAUGAAAUGGUAAACGAUAGUAAAUUAUUUAUAUGCACUUGCGUAAAAUGUUAGUUGGACAAGUACCACGAUGAACUCGUAUCUCUUUUCGCUUUUAAAUAUUUAAUCAUGCACCUAUCAUUAGUUGGACUAUGAAGCACAAGCUUAAAAUACACUAUCAAAACAAUUA
Daphnia pulex (common water flea) is the source of this 749-nucleotide messenger RNA. RefSeq names its product ionotropic receptor 93a-like. NCBI's taxonomy places the organism in Eukaryota, Metazoa, Arthropoda, Branchiopoda, Diplostraca, Daphniidae. The transcript is spliced from 2 exons. Bases 34 to 387 code for a protein of 117 amino acids. The record is from RefSeq and is a predicted model, not a curated record.